AUGGUAUCAACGGCUUGGCGGUUUCCGUUAAGUGCAGACAGAAAGCGGCAGAAAAGCGUGGUGUUGAUGGUGUCGAGUGUUGGUAGAGUUGCCCUCCGGCGAGGAUCAGGGGAGGCUGCAGGUGGUGAUAGGGCCACUGCGGCGGAGAGCUUGAGGAAGGCCGUCUUUUUCCUGAGCACCUCCCUGGCACGAUAG
Messenger RNA from Clonostachys rhizophaga, 195 nucleotides. The record is from the annotation of a GenBank genome assembly. Lineage: Eukaryota; Fungi; Ascomycota; Sordariomycetes; Hypocreales; Bionectriaceae.